AUGAACGAACAAGAUUCUUCGAUAUAUCCGCACCUGUACGUUGCCAACACGAUCGAUCUUCCACAAGAAUACUUCACCGGAGGAUUUCUACAACAGGACCCCGUCAGUCACUUGGAACGACCGGAAGAGUACGUCCCGCAACUGAGUAAUAUGGAAGACCACUACCAACAACAACCGUCGUCUUCCACCCACGUGUUCGCCAAUCCCAUGGACCGCCACGGGUGCAUGGUGGAAAGCACACCACCCACGGCCGUCACGGGAAACGAGCACUCUGACGGAGGAGAAGAGGUCCAGUCGCCGGUCGCCCCUACCGACACCCGUGACAACAAUCGUAAGGGGUCCGACGGGAAGAGGAGAAAGCGGGCAUCUUCGAGGUCUUCCUCGUCGUCUUCCGUACGAUCGUCGUCGCCCAAGAGGAGUGGUAGCGACGGAUGGAAGAAGACUAAGGAGCGGCGUUCAAGAAGUAAGAGCCGGUCACAGCCCCCCUGUCGGUCUCCUACAGCGACGCGUCCCCGAGAGUCUCCCGAGAAGCGUGGCAACCCUACGCCGACCCGCCCACAGCACCCGCCGACCUGCCCUACAGCACCCGCCGACCCGCCCACAGCACCCGCCGACCCACCCACAGCACCCGCCGACCCGCCCACAGCACCCGCCGAAAAGACACGCGGUAACCAAGGGUCUCAACAACGAACUCUUCGAGUCCAUGCGCCACAAGAUGCCGGAGUCCGCCUCCAGAGCCGCCUCACUCGUCUCCGAAAUAUCAUCGGUCUCCACAUCGAAGAGGCGCUCACCGGCGCCGUUCGUCCUGGGGGAUUUCGUUCCUAA
Homalodisca vitripennis (glassy-winged sharpshooter) is the source of this 825-nucleotide messenger RNA. Its product is annotated as cell surface glycoprotein 1-like. The record is from RefSeq and is a predicted model, not a curated record. The coding region runs from base 1 to 825 and encodes 274 amino acids. NCBI's taxonomy places the organism in Eukaryota, Metazoa, Arthropoda, Insecta, Hemiptera, Cicadellidae. The transcript is spliced from 3 exons.